This is a messenger RNA of Microtus ochrogaster (prairie vole), 2786 nucleotides long. RefSeq names its product spermatogenesis associated serine rich 2 (gene Spats2). Gene Ontology annotation, molecular function: protein binding. The record is from RefSeq and is a predicted model, not a curated record. Gene Ontology annotation, cellular component: cytoplasm. Lineage: Eukaryota; Metazoa; Chordata; Mammalia; Rodentia; Cricetidae.
CUCUUUCCUCAUCCCAGACCCAGGAGCGUCCGGGACGCAGCGCCCAGAACUGGGGGACGCGGCGGCUGCAGGGAGCCCGGGCUAGAUUCUGGAAGAAGACAUGACUGACUGUCUACAAUGAUACAUCCUGACAAGAAGUUAAUACCAGAGAAGGAAAAGAAAUCAACAGCUAGUGAACAGAAUUUUAAACAACCAGGAUUUUGCAUUUGUUACUUCUAACUACAAACUUAUAUUGCCUACUUUUAAAUUAUCAGGAUUCCCAGAAUUUGGACAAGAUAUUUUCUUCUGUAUUUUUUUUUUUUUGACAUUGAGAAACUGCAAUGUCUAGGAAACAAAGCCAGAAGGAUUCUUCAGGAUUCAUUUUUGAUUUGCAGUCCAAUACUGUAUUUGCCCAGGGAGGAACUUUUGAGAACAUGAAAGAGAAGAUAAACGCAGUGCGUGCAAUAGUUCCUAAUAGGAGCAACAAUGAAAUCAUCCUGGUUUUGCAGCACUUUGAUAAUUGUGUGGACAAAACAGUUCAAGCAUUCAUGGAAGGCAGUGCCAGUGAAGUACUCAAGGAAUGGAUAGUAACAGGCAAGAAAAAGAACAAAAAGAAGAAAAGCAAACCAAAACCUGCAUCAGAAGCAAAUAACAGUGUCCCAGACUCCAGUAAGUCAGUACCCAUUAAAGAGGAACAACCGGCAUCUUCAGAGAAAGGUGGCAUCAAUGGUUACCAUGUUAACGGUGCCAUCAAUGAUGCUGAGUCUGUGGACUCACUCAGUGAAGGGUUGGAGACACUUUCUAUAGAUGCCAGAGAAUUGGAAGAUCCUGAGUUUGCCACACUGGAUAGAACUGGAUCUGUGCUGGAGAAUGGUGUCUCUGACUUUGAGCCCAAAUCUUUGACUACGCACUCUGUUCCGAAUGCCCAGCAGUCCCGGAAUGCUGCCAAAUCUCUCUCAAGAGCCACCACAGGAGCCCAGGUUUCAAAUCUGGGAAUGGAGAAUGUUCCAUCGUCUUCUACCAAUAAAAAGCUAGGUUCUAACAUUGAGAAAUCUGUGAAAGACCUCCAGCGGUGCACCGUGUCUCUUGCGCGGUACCGAGUCGUAGUUAAAGAAGAGAUGGAUGCAUCCAUCAAGAAAAUGAAGCAAGUGUUUGCUGAGUUGCAGAGCUGUUUAAUGGACCGAGAAGUGGCGUUGCUUGCAGAAAUGGACAAAGUGAAAGCUGAAGCAAUGGAAAUUUUGCUCAGUCGGCAGAAGAAAGCAGAGGUUCUGAAGAAGAUGACGGAUGUGGCUGUACGGAUGUCAGAGGAGCAGCUGGUUGAACUCAGGGCUGAUAUUAAGCACUUUGUCAGUGAGCGGAAGUACGAUGAAGACCUGGGAAGGGUGGCCCGGUUCACCUGUGAUGUGGAGACUCUGAAACAGAGUAUCGAUUCAUUUGGGCAAGUGUCCCAUCCAAAGAACAGCUAUUCGACCAGAUCUCGAUGCAGCUCGGUAGUAUCUGUGUCCUUGAACGGCCCGGGUGAUGGGUCUGCUGCUUCCUCUUCCCCCUGUGCUCCCAGCCUUCCAGGUGCUAACAAGAGACACUGUGCCCCAGGAGAGACUUCAGCAGCCAUGACAGACUCCAGUGACGGACCCGGCCAGGCUUAUCGGGAGGUAUUUCCAGGAAACCGGCGAGGAGGCCAAAGCUACAGACCACAAAGCCAGAAGACCACUGACCCCACAAGCCAAGGGCGGCAUGACAGUGCGAGUCGCUACAGAAACAACUCGUGGUAUUCAUCUGGGUCCCGCUACCAGAGUACUCCACCUCAGGCCUCAGGAAAUGCUAGUGAAUGGAGCCAGGCUUAUUCUUCAGGGACCAAUGGAGUUGGAGCCAGCAUGACGCCUAGCCCACCCAAGCCUUCAUUCAAAAAGGGGCUUCCACAGCGCAAACCGAGGACCUCUCAGGCUGAAGCUGUGAACUCUUGAGGGAAAUUCCAGUUGGCUUCUCUCUUCUUCCCAUUCAGUUCAAUCUAGUAACUGGGCUUUUAGGAAAUGUAUACUUAGAUAUAAUAACAAAAAGAAAUUUAUGCAUAUCACAUUGGGCCAUCCUAAAUAUUUUUUGCUUUCUCCUCUUGUUAUUUUUUGAGAGAAAGCCAUUUUUCCUUGGCCUUUCCUAGUGAUAUGGACUGACCCGGUUGGUCAUUUUCACCAGGAAUGAGGACAGCUAUGGUUGGUUUUCCCAAGGGUAAGCAGCCUUUCGCCCAGUGCGCCUGUCUUCCAGCUGCCCGCAGAGGCUGUCUUAGAGGAAGGGUGACGGUGCUAGUCUGUCACCUUUCCAUUCGGAGUAGACGCCACAGGUCUGCCAGGUUCCCACUCAGUGUCGGUUAAAGGGGGGCAGCAGUGAGGGGACUUCAUACAGUAGCGAAUCAGCCAGAAAAGGGAACUCAGCGUUAGUGUGUGAAGAGGUGCGAACACUAGGAAUCAUUUGGGAACCUGCCUCUCUUCGGAAUGUGCCUGAGAUCAGACGCUCAAAUCAGGGUUUCAGUCCCAUGGUUGGCACUGACCUUAACCUUCAGUUUCUUCAAAAUGCCCAAAGCCUUGUUUCCUCUUACCUCAGGCUGCAACCCAGUCUAAAGUCUAUGGGAAAGUAGCAUUUUAAGUUUUUUCUUUGUUUCAGUGUUUUGGAGAUUUUUGUUGUUCUCGCCCUUCCCUGGUCUGGUUAGGAACCCAUCUCUAGUAAUAUAAUUAGUGUUAAUCUGAGGGUUACUCAGCACAAUCGUUGCGGUCAUCUUUAUAGGUGAAUAAAUAAAAGCAACUGCAUCAAUGUUC